CCCAAAUAUUCAAGACCUAAACAUGUUUUUUUUUACCUCAACUUCCCCAACAGGUACGUUAUCACUAUCAAAAUAGAAGUAAGAUAUUGAGAUCAUUAAAAUAGGAUAUCUCCACUACGCAUAAGUGUUUGUUGCUGCUAAUGACGUACUUAGUAACAUCAUCGGUUGAUCAGUCCAAUAAAUAUCUAUCUAUACGGCGGCAAAAAAUCAGGCCACGCACAAUGCGGAUAAAUAGGAUAAGUACUGGUCUGCGAUAUGAAGGUGCUCAAGAUAAAAUUUUCAUCUUAUCAGGAAAAUAAAAACAUGUUUUCAUAUAACUAACAAAUUCAGAAUUUUGAUUAAGGGUGGUACUAGAACUUAACACACAAGACAGAUUUGUGAAAUCUAUUUGAUGUGCAAUAAGAUUAUUACUAGGAUUAACUCGAUUAUAUGGAUACCAGUGGGUAUAUAGUAAAAGGUUCAUUUCAUGCACUCCUGGGGCCUUUUCAUGGCAUUUUUGAGCAUAGCAAUCGAUGCGAAGCGAUCGAUAUCCCUACUCCUAUUGACGUAAACAUUGCUCUUGGAGUACCCCACAAAAAGAGUCAAUGGAUGUCAAAUCUGGAGAUCACGAUGGCCAUGUGA
Acanthoscelides obtectus is the source of this 621-nucleotide messenger RNA. The record is from the annotation of a GenBank genome assembly. NCBI's taxonomy places the organism in Eukaryota, Metazoa, Arthropoda, Insecta, Coleoptera, Chrysomelidae.